ACAUGUUAUGUAUCAAUCCUCGUUUUAGACUUUAACUGUUUCAGCGUUUUCUGUUUGAAUACUCCCUUAAUUACCUUCUACUUUGUACUUUCACUGUAUUCUAUCAUUCUCGCUACACUAAUCUCUUCCUUAAUGCGAAUGCUGUUUUGCGGUUAACAACUUCUUAUCUUCUUCUCACCCCAUAAUGCUGCGACAGGUUUUUGCUUUGGUACACACUUUCUGCUCUGAAUUAUAAAUUUCUAACCAGCAUGACUCCAGGUACGCCAUUCUGUCUUUUACCCUUUUUGUUUUCUUCUUUUUGGAUUAUAAAUUUUAAGCCUCAGACUAUUCAACUUCUUAUAUUAUAUCGUGAAGGAGCUGUUGCUGUUGAAGGGGAUACUGAAGAUAGAAUCAGUGCUCUACCAAGAAACGUUAUAGAUGGUAUCUUAAGUCUCUUGCCUGUACACGACGCAGCAAGAACUAGUAUUUUGUCCAAAAAUUGGAGAUAUAUUUGGGCCAUGCUUCCCAAUUUGGUGCUUGAUAAUCACUUUUGCAAUAAAUUAGCACUAAAAUCUCAAUCUGUCCUCAAAGAAACUGUAGAUGAGAUUCUCUUAGAACAUCUUGGAUACAUCGUGAAAUUUGUUCUUGAUAUGUCAGGAACACAUUUGACUUCAUCUGCACAUAUUGAUAGAUGGAUGCGUUUUGUCACCAGAAAUAAUGUCAAGGAGCUAAUCCUUGACAUGCCAGAUAAUAGUACUUAUAAACUCCCUUCGCAUGUGUUUAAUUGCCCAACCCUGUCAUAUUUGGAACUCUGCAACAGUUUAUUCAAACCACCAAAUUCUUUUCUAGGCUUUCAGAAUCUUAUAAACCUCUAUCUGAAUAAAGUAACCUUUGUGUCAACCCCAGAUUUUCCUGUUAUUAACGCCCCCCUUCUUGUCAAAUUGACCUUGACGCACUGUAAUGGUACUCAAAACCUCAACAUUGUUGUCUCAUCGCGGUUGAAGUACUUGUCUGUUCGUGAGAGUCAUUAUAAUCUUGACCUAAAUCGCUUUAUGACCUGCAAAAAGUUGACAUGCUUAUACCUUGCGGUUGAGAGUCCAAUACCUGCUGAUAAAAGAUCAACUCAUGAAAAGAUUAUUUUUAGCUUGUCUACACUUGAGGUACUUACUUUGGCUUCACAUUUCCUUGAGCUUUUGAGUGCAGGUGCAGUCCCAAAUGGGCUUCCUAUUACACUCAACUGCUUGUGGCAUCUAAGGUUAGGUGUAAACUUCAGCAAAUUGGGUCAGACUUCUUACACUCUGGAGUUGAUUAAGAAUUCCCCCAAUUUGAGAAAACUUGAAAUUUGGGACAAUACUACCAGUGACCCUGCUAAAGCUGUUAUGAAAUAUCUUGACACACCAGCCUGUUUGGACCGAACACUCAACAAGCUCAGAGAUGUUUCCGUCCAUCAUUUUAGGCGUUCAAAAACUGUACUAUCUUUCGUAAAGUUAUUGUUUGCUCAUGCUCCAUCUUUGUUAAGGAUGAGCAUUAUGCCGACAAAAGCUUCUGAUUCCAAAGAAGAAUUGAAUAUUGCCACAGAGUUGAUGCGUUUACCCAGAGUAUCUCCUAAAGCAGAGCUAUGCUAUCAUCCAAUUGAGUAGUUGAAUUAAGGCUGAGUGAUGCUUUUAUCUGUUCUCGAUGAGUUUUGUUAAAGAAGGGAAUGAAUUGGCGAAUUAUGUAAACUUGCGUGGUUCCUGUAUUAAAUAGGUUACUUCAAUAGUAGAUGUUUCGAAAAUCCAGUCUUUA
Lycium ferocissimum is the source of this 1764-nucleotide messenger RNA. Its product is annotated as F-box/FBD/LRR-repeat protein At1g13570-like. The record is from RefSeq and is a predicted model, not a curated record. The transcript has 3 exons. Gene Ontology annotation, molecular function: protein binding. Bases 249 to 1619 code for a protein of 456 amino acids. NCBI's taxonomy places the organism in Eukaryota, Viridiplantae, Streptophyta, Magnoliopsida, Solanales, Solanaceae.